GAAAUAUCUCCCAACCUGUCAACACUUAAAAAAAGACAUAAAAGUCUGUGGCGACCAAAAGAAGUGAGAGAGAAAGAGAGAGAUAUGAUAUUAUUAAGUAGUAGUAUAAGCCUCUCAAGACCAGUUUCUUCUCAAAGCUUCUCUCCACCUGCUGCCACUUCAACAAGGAGAUCUCAUUCCUCUGUCACAGUCAAGUGCUGCUGUUCUUCCAGAAGGUUGUUGAAGAAUCCUGAGUUAAAAUGUUCCUUGGAGAAUCUCUUUGAAAUCCAGGCUUUGAGGAAGUGUUUUGUUUCAGGGUUUGCAGCUAUUUUGCUUCUCUCUCAGGCAGGCCAGGGUAUAGCGUUGGAUCUCUCAUCUGGUUAUCAGAACAUUUGCCAACUAGGGAGUGCUGCUGCUGUGGGAGAAAACAAGCUGACUCUUCCAUCUGAUGGUGACUCGGAAUCAAUGAUGAUGAUGAUGAUGAGAGGCAUGACUGCUAAGAACUUUGACCCUGUUAGGUACUCUGGAAGAUGGUUUGAAGUAGCUUCUCUUAAGCGUGGAUUUGCAGGUCAAGGCCAAGAAGACUGUCAUUGCACUCAGGGAGUAUACACGUUUGAUAUGAAGGAAUCAGCCAUUAGAGUAGAUACAUUUUGUGUUCAUGGCAGCCCUGAUGGAUAUAUAACAGGAAUCAGAGGGAAAGUUCAAUGCGUGGGAGCGGAAGACCUCGAGAAAAGCGAGACUGACUUAGAAAAGCAAGAGAUGAUUAAAGAGAAGUGUUUCCUACGAUUUCCCACCAUUCCUUUUAUCCCCAAGUUGCCUUAUGAUGUCAUAGCCACAGACUACGACAACUACGCACUUGUUUCUGGAGCCAAAGACAAGGGCUUUGUUCAGGUAUACUCAAGGACGCCAAAUCCAGGACCUGAGUUCAUCGCAAAGUACAAGAACUACUUGGCACAAUUUGGCUAUGACCCGGAAAAAAUAAAGGAUACACCACAGGACUGUGAAGUGACUGAUGCUGAGCUAGCAGCCAUGAUGUCCAUGCCAGGUAUGGAGCAAACACUGACCAACCAGUUUCCAGAUCUUGGAUUAAGAAAGUCAGUCCAGUUUGAUCCCUUCACAAGUGUGUUUGAAACCUUGAAGAAACUUGUACCGCUCUAUUUCAAAUAGAGCAAGCUUCUUUGCUCAAAUUCUUAUGUAGACUAUAAUCACUGUCCAUAUAUACAUAUCUUCCAGAAUCAAAACACUCUUCUGAUCAUAACACCAUUGAUUAGAGAAGUUGCAUACACUCCACAGAGAAACCAAAAGUACUAAUCUUGAUGCGCCAAAAGACAAAAACCAUCAAC
Molecule: messenger RNA, 1322 nt
Organism: Arabidopsis thaliana (thale cress)
Lineage: Eukaryota; Viridiplantae; Streptophyta; Magnoliopsida; Brassicales; Brassicaceae
Gene: CHL
Product: chloroplastic lipocalin
Exons: 5
Coding region: 85-1146 (353 amino acids)
Cellular component (GO): chloroplast thylakoid lumen
Molecular function (GO): small molecule binding
Source: RefSeq, marked reviewed